GCCUGUAGCUUACCUUAGUCUAUGCCUGACGGUGUCGUCUGGAUUGGACGCAUGUUAAAAUUUUUCCGAGUGAUAUUAUCUUGUUGAUAAACUUAAGCUAAAGCUAGAAGUGUUGAAAGAAACAUUAAUUAAUUUCGAUAAUUAAUAUUUUCAAACUAAAAUUGAGUUAUGAUCAAUAGUGUUGUUUCCUUUGUUGUCCUUCAAAAGACGCUGUGAAAUGGUUGGAUCUCGGUCCUUGAUGGUUUAUGUCGACGUCCUCACUAACUGAAGUGAAAGUUGUUGUGGUGAAAAUGCAUCUCUAAACAGUGAGUGCUCCGUACCGGAGAUUGGAAAACUUUGUGAAUGGAAAACGUGAACUUCCAACCGAGUGGCGAAGAUAUAGAACGGGCCCUGAUGGACCUGGGGCCGCUUCUUGGUGUGACCAUCAAGGAAGAGGUGCCCGAUGAUCUGGCCGAGCCAAGUGCACAGCCACCCUCCCAACUUGCUGUUGGGAGUUUGCCUGAUGCACCAGUCGCAGGUGGAUCUUCAGUGGCAGAAGGGGAAGCAGUGGAAAGCAAUGAUAAAGGUUCUGCAGAUUCCCUGGCAUCGCCCACCACGGGCCGAGCGCCUCUAUCUAGUUUGAGAUGUGUGCUGUGCUACAAUUCAUUAGCAAGCUUAACUGGAACACCCAAGCUCAUGGAAUGUCUGCAUUCAAUUUGCGAGACCUGCCUCAAAAUCAAGAUAGAGAUGAUAAAAAGUGCCAACAGCACAGAAUUUCUUGGUGCAGAAAGGGUCACAAUAUUGUGUCCGAUAUGCAGGUUUGAAUGUCAACAAGCAAACAUGAUAGACCAGCGUUUCUUUAUUGAGAAAAUGGCUUUGGAGCAAGUUGGAAAUAAUGGCGCAAUAAGCGGUGACCAGCAGUGCAACAGCUGCGAGGACACGGAGCCGGCCACCAGCUACUGCGUGGACUGCGCGGAGUUCAUAUGCGACAACUGUGUGCUCGCACACCAAAGACUGAAAAUAACAAAAGACCACACGAUAAAAUCUAAGGAGGAGGCGGUGGCGGAGCUGCAGGCCGCGCAGGGCUCCGCGCGCAACGCGCACGACAUGUACUGCACCGAGCACGUGCAGGAGCGGCUCUCUCUGUUCUGUGAGACGUGUGACCGGUUGACUUGCCGAGACUGUCAGCUGCAGCACCACCGCGACCACAAGUAUCAGUUCAGCACCGAAAUGGCCGCACAGGCCAGGUCGAGCAUCUCCUCGCUGCUGUCGGAGGUGAGCUACAAGCGCGUGCUGCUGGGGUCCGCUAUGAAGGUCAUCCGUGACCGGCACGCGCUCAUCGCGGACAAGAAGCGGGCGCUCGUCCACGACAUCACGCAGACCGUAGUCAAGUUAACUAACGCGAUAAACACCCGCGGUAAGCAGCUGGUGCUGCGGCUCAACGAGGUGUGCGACGCCAAGCAGCGGACCCUCACCGAGAAGAAGGAGGCGCUGGAGCAGCUCGCUGCCAUCACCGACCACUGCGUCAAGUUCGUCACGGCGGCGCUCGAGCAGGGCAGCGACACGGCGCUGCUGUACUCCAAGCACUCGGUGUGCGCGCACCUGCAGCGCAUCAAGAGUCGCCGGGCGGACAUACCCAACCCGGAGAUACCCGUCCGGAUCAACCUGGCCCUCGACAAAUUACCUGAACUGAUUCGAGUAUUGUCGACAAUCGGCGCCAUAGUGGUGGACGGCAAGGUGGACGGGGGCUGCGGCGGCUCCCCCGCGGCGACGUCCCCGUACCCCGCGCCCGCCCCCGCCGCCGCCCCCGCGCCCGUCCCCGCUCCCGCCCCCAACAACUCCGCUGUCGUGGCCCUACAGCAAGUCGCUAUGCACCAGACAGUGGAAAGAUAUCAGUCGUACGUGGCGUCGGUGGCGGGCGCGGGCUACAUGUCGCUGGCGGGCGGACGGGCGCGCCCGCACACGCCGCUGCGGCACCCGCACGUCACCUCCACCACGCACCCGCACCACCUGCACGGGAUGAGCGAGCUGAACCUGCGCGGGCUGCUCAACGCGGCGGGACGGGGCCGCGCGCCGCACCCCGCCGUGCACCACGCCUACCAGCAGAUGAUGAAUGCAUACGGUGGCACCGGGUACAACAGCGCUCCCAACCCCGGACAGGGGUUUAACGCCAGUCCAGCCGCCGCCCCCGGGUAUAGCGGGGGCGCGCCCGGGGGUGCCACGGGGGGACUCGUGGGGGGACACGCGGGCCCCACCGGGGGACGGCGCAGUGUGGGGCCCCGUACUCCCUCGCCCGCCCCCCACUACCCUCCCGCUAAAUGGCACAUCCCACAACACAAUUCACACAACGGUGAGUGCGGACCGGAGCUGGCGGCGGGAGGCGGCGCGCCCCCCAGCGGCGGCUCGGAGUACAAGAUCACGCUGUCCCGGCCGCGCCCGCAGCCCGCCGUCGUCACCUCCACCAACCCCAAGACGCCCAGCCCCAGCCUCAACGGCGGCGCCAGCGAGCUGGACGCCGUGUGCGCCGAGUCCGUGCAGGACCUCAUGGCCACCAUCGCCAAGCUGGACUCCAACGGCGUGCAGGUGCUGCCCGAGCACUCCCCCGCGCCGCUCGUGCACUCCUCCACCGACCCCGACCCCGCCCCAGGUAAGAGCUUGGCCACGAAUGCGGCGGGCGCAGCGGGCACGAGCGGCAGCGGAGGCGGAGGCGGGAGCGGGGAUCCCAACGAGGACUGGUGCGCCGUGUGCAUGGACGGGGGCGAGCUGAUGUGCUGCGACAAGUGCCCUAAAGUGUUCCACCAGUACUGCCACAUACCCACCAUAGAAAAACUACCCGACGAGACUGAGAGCUGGCAGUGCCUUCUGUGCGUGAACUUCGCGGAGGUGGGGGAGGACGCGGCGCCCGGGGGCUCCGGCGCGGGCCCGGGGCUGGGCCCCCGCAUGCAGCGCCUCGUGGAGCGGAUCACGCUGGAGUUGUACUGCCAGUACGAACUCAGCCUGCACUUCAGGGAGCCCGUGCCGGCCGAGAACCUGCACUACCACUCCAAGAUCGCUCGGCCCAUGUGCCUGGACGCCAUCCGCAUGAAGCUGCAGCCGGGGUCGGCGUCCCGCUACGCACACGUGGAGCGCUUCCUGGCCGACGUGCGCCUGCUCUUCCGCAACGCCUACGCCUACAACCCGCCGGACUCGCAGGUGUACAAGGACGCGAAACGACUCGAAGAGUUCUUCGACGCUCAACUGUUGAAGUGGCUCCCGGAGUACGCUUACUGGAACGGCGAGGCCGAGGGCGAAGCGCCCACGAAACGACCCCGACUGGACUGACAAGACGCUCCGGCGCCACCGCGCGCCCCCGCCCCCGCCACCUACCCCUCGUCCUGCAUCACGACGAGCUCCAUAGCCCUGGUGCAGUCGAGGACCCAGUACGCGGCGUACAACCCUCAGAUGCUGCCCUCGCUGAUGGCUCCUCCGCAGCCCUGCACCACCAUCCUGCAGGGCAUGCAGUGCUCCAGAUAUCUUCCUCACUAGAGGUCCGGUUCAUUUAUUACAGUCGGAUCGAACAUUCUGGAACAGGCGAGGCGACUGCUUCGCUCAUUGCGCCGCGCGUCAGUACUGUAAGGAUUAGCGACGUAAUCAAACGAAUACACAGUACUCGUUCAUGUGAAUAUUCUCAUUGUUUAUUACGUAAGCAAAUUUAUCACAAUAUUUGUAGUUAAUACUAGGUAUUUCUGCUAGAAUUAAGAUGUUAAGAAAAGUUCCUCUACGGUUGUUGUGAGACUUUCUAUUUCACGUCCAUAGCCCUCGGGCCGCGACGUGACGUCACUCUCAGUCAUCACAUCCGAGUUCAAUAGCAAUAGUAGAUAAAACCGUGUCCUCUGCGUUAAUAUGGUUACGGAUAUAUUACAAGUAACCUGAGCGAUGCGCCUCCCUUACUGCAGGCUGGAGCUUACAUCACUCUACGAAGGGCGCGGGACUAGAUCAUUCUUCACAUCAGCGUGCUUGGAACAGUGUUCCAACUCCAUACAAAUUUAAGUUAACUUUGACGCUAUCGAGAGCGUUAAAAAACUCGCACUGAGCACAUUGAAAGCCGUAAUGAGAAAGGUGUCGACGAGUAUUCACAGAACUGGAAAUCAACUGUAAAACUGUUUGUCAAAUAUUUACUAAAGUUUGAUACCCGCGGAGGUUUGAACUCUGGCACAGUCGCAUCGCUCCAUACGAAUACACUGCCCGUCUUACCCGUCAAUGUAUUUCAAAAUAUUCAACAACAACAAAUUAGUAUCAUAAUUGGAAUGAUGCAAUUUUUAUCUUUGGUUGAGUUAUAAUUACAUAUCUCGAUGAAUCACUUUUGACUGUCGAUGGAAAUUGCAUCUUAUACGUAUGCGCUUAAGAGGUAUUUCACUAGAACACGAAAUCGAAUGUGCUCUUGUUCCUACAUGAGUAAUAACGAAAGUUAUGUUUUGGAUUGUGGACAUCUGUGAUAUGACGGAACAUUGACCGCCAACGACGCUUGUUUGUAUAACGUAAAUACAAUUACCAUUAUUUAUUGGGGUUUUGUUUGUUGGCAACACUGAUAUCUGUUGGAAGAGAAGAGAAAAUGCAAAUAAAUCUAUUGGAACGAAGUUCCUUACGGCAGGCUUGGAGGGGAUAGGGAUUUUGCUGCGCGACCGAACUGAAAAAAAUGUGAUAGUAAAACCGUAAGAAAAAAUCCGUGGAAAAAAGUGCGUGGAAUAAAACCGUUAAAUGAGACGUGCGCAGGCGCGACAGUCGCAUACACAAGCGAGUAGUGUAUAAUACCUUUCUCAUUCUCUCUUUUACUUUUACAUACUUUCCUGCACUUAAAUAAAAACUAAUCAGCAAAAUUUAAGAGAAAAAUCAAGAAAACCUACAUAAAAUUGAGCACGUUUUUUUUGUUGCAAAUUGUGUCGAUUCUACAUUAGCCGAAGGAACUUCGUUCCUACCUUGUGUCCCACGACACCACAUCUUUCUUUUUAAUUUCUAAAUACUAAUUGAAUAAGAACUGUCUGAUGAACUCAUCUUUGUUUAAUACUUCACUAUUAAAUUUUAUUGCCUUUUUUAUAUUAAAGUUUUAAUUUUUCAAAAUUUCAAGUCCGAAAUUACGAAAAAUUAACGCAGCAAUUUGAAGGGAUCUCUGCCAUACGAGGCUGACCCGACCUUCAUAUUUUGUAGAAAUAGAAGGUAGUUUACGAUACGGAAAUAACAAUAUAUUUAUUAAUAAUCAUUAUCAUAUAAUUACAUACAGUUAUGUAUUCUAAACUAAUGCGAAUAGUGAUUAAUAAUGAUAUUAAAAAGUAAAUAGCAUGAUACAUUAGUGAUACCAUUUAAAAAAAAAUGGAUAAAAACUAUUUUUUUAAGCUGCAUUUUCAAUUUGCGGGAAAUUUCGAAGUAUCAAAUGAAAACAUGUAAAAGUGUAAGAAAAGUUUCCAUUAAGGACUAGCCAGCAAAUGUUUGUUCAUCUGAACUAAUAAUAAACCAUUUUGUUAGAAUUAAUGAGUACUGCUUCUAAUGUGGCUUGUCGCUUUAUGGGAAAUAGGUGAAAUAUAGGAAACAUGAGCUCAGAUCAUAGUAGCAACCGUUUUAUAAGAUUCUCGCAAGUCGUAGAAAUAAUGCAAAAAGUGUUUACAUUCUAUCGUUGCCUUUCGUUUGUACAGCUUACUAAUAAUAGACAAGCAUGUGACCACAGUGUUGCCAGAAAUUUUAGUUUUGAUAUGAGUUCGGUGGCCCGUAAGAAGUAUUGUAAUGAAAAAAAAAAAGUAGGUGAACAGUAAAAAACAAAGACGAUAGUAUAAAAAAAAUAAAUUAAAUCCUUUUAAAGUGAUUUUCAGUACAUCCCUACCUGGUCUCGCGUAUUGACUGAAAGUUUCAUUCAACAGACAGCCCUGGCUACGCGUUUCGUUUUACGAAAUUAAAUUUUCACUUGUAAUUUAAAAAAAAAGCAUCGCCUAAUAUGAAGCAACUCUCCUAUUUUUUGAAUUGUUAUGUUGAGCUAUGUAUUUAUUUGCUAUUCGUUUGAUUCGAUUGUGUAGUUAUAAAUAUUUCAAGACUAGUAUCAUUGAUAGGUGUAAUGAUAAUAAUAUGCAUAAAUAUGUUUGUUGUACAAAAUUCAAAUAUACAGCCACAUAUAAUGCCAUAUGAUUCUUUUCAGUCUGUGGAUCAAAAAUACGAACUCCUUCGCUUUGAAGUAAAUCUUAAAAUUCGUUCAUGUACAGACAGUUGUACACACAAUAGAACUAUAUUUCUAAAUUAUGUAGUUAUAUUUUUACAUCACAAUUAUAAUACUAUAAUAUAAGUAAGAGAAUAUAAUAUAUACAUAGUAUUAUAAUGAAAAUAUUCCAAUUGGAAUUCUAAUGUUGACGGUGAGUCUCAAUUUAAAUUCGAGAAAGGCGUAAUAAUUUAGAUAAAUUAUUUCCAUUCAAACUAUGAUGAUUGUUCAAAAUCGACUUGCGCGUCGACUUAACUGAUUGCGUGACAUGUUCAUUGCUUUAUAAUGGCGGAAUUUGCGAUUGGUCUUAGCGGUUAUUGGAACCGUUUAUUGUCUCCCCAAUUGGAGCCAUGAGGUCGAAGUCGCAAUCAUACUGUUAUAAUACCCUCUUGUUCCUAGCUUUGUUUCCAUCCUUUCCCGAAUAGCAUCAACACUUAUGAUCCUUUAUUAAACAAUCAGUCCUAUUCCUAAUUCCACACGGCAGGGUUGCCGUCAUUGUCGUGGUAAAUCUUUGUAUGUCUAUGUCAUUAUUAUUAUUUUUAAAAAGACCUUUUCUCAAUUCCGUAUAACAGUACUGAAGCCAUCGCGACAAAAACAACCCAGAUUUUUUUUACCUACUCGUGUAGGCCAUAACGCCACUAGGCUCAGCUAGAAGUUAAAAUGGCAAUGCAAUCAAAUCGCAGAGCGAGAUGUGGUGACGAAUGAAACAAUGCAAGUGACAUUUACAUCCAAAAGUAAAACAUUGUUUUUAUGUUAAUAUUGGACAAUAUAUCUUUUUAAUAGGCCCCAAGGCCAGACCUCUAGGGUAACAAUAAUAUGCUAAAUUAUAGGGGAUAUAAUCGCCCGGGUUAAAUUAUUCAAGUUGAACCCAGCAUCAGCGGUAUGCUCUCUUGAUAUUAAAAAAAAAUCACCCCGUAGUUGAUGAUGUUAUGUUAUUUUUUUCCUGUUUGUCAUACGGCACGUGACUGGGAGAAGGGGUCUCAGCAAACGUUGUUUUGAUAACGCGACUGUUUUAGUUUAAUUAGUUUUAAUGACGAAACUUGUCUCAAUUUUGGAGCCGUUUGGUCGUAGGUGAGUAGUUCGGGUCAGCUCAGAGACUGGACAAGUGACGGUGUUUUGUGCUUUUUUUUAUUUAAUUCUUCGUGUAAUAUAUCCUAGUUAAGGAUAAGGGCAUUUUUUAAAGUCAAUGUAAACCACCCGCCCGGUCUGUUGGUGCCAGUCGUAAAAAAUUGUACAUACGACUGAAUGGUUCCAAAUUUUGUGUACUGUAACGUGAGAAUAUUGUAUUCUAAGUUGUGUAUUUUUAUUUUGUAGUUGAUGAUAUUUCUUGAAAUAUAUUGUUGUCUUAUUAAUUAUUUAGGUCUCCAGAUAGUAAUCUCCUGUAAGUAUUAUAAUUAUUAUUAUUGAAAUUAGAAAUUAAAUUACAUUUAUUGGA
Messenger RNA from Bombyx mori (domestic silkworm), 7631 nucleotides. RefSeq names its product E3 ubiquitin-protein ligase TRIM33 (gene bon). The transcript is spliced from 20 exons. Lineage: Eukaryota; Metazoa; Arthropoda; Insecta; Lepidoptera; Bombycidae. The record is from RefSeq and is a predicted model, not a curated record. Gene Ontology annotation, molecular function: ubiquitin protein ligase activity; protein binding; chromatin binding. Gene Ontology annotation, biological process: chromatin organization. Bases 343 to 3300 code for a protein of 985 amino acids.